Molecule: messenger RNA, 1933 nt
Organism: Anastrepha obliqua
Lineage: Eukaryota; Metazoa; Arthropoda; Insecta; Diptera; Tephritidae
Gene: Upf3
Product: regulator of nonsense transcripts 3B
Exons: 3
Coding region: 84-1889 (601 amino acids)
Biological process (GO): positive regulation of translation; nuclear-transcribed mRNA catabolic process, nonsense-mediated decay
Cellular component (GO): nucleolus; cytoplasm
Molecular function (GO): mRNA binding
Source: RefSeq, a predicted model, not a curated record
CUUUUGACGUUUAGUCUUCGCCUUGUAUACAAUAUUUCGGCAGUUUUGAGUAUUUAUCGCAAACCGUAGAUUUACAAUAAAAAAUGACAAAAGUGGAGAAUGGUGGAAAAUCGGAUGGGAAAUCCGCCAAAUCUGAAAAGGAGAGAUCCAACAAACGCUCCCACAAGAAGGAGAAACCGAAGCCCCAAACAAAAAUAGUUAUUCGACAUUUGCCACCAACCAUGACUGAAGAGGAGUUUCUUAAGCAGAUUGAUCCUCUGCCACCACAUGACUUUUACUAUUUCGCAGCAGCUGAUUGGUCUCUGGGAUACGAUGCUACUUGUCGAGCCUAUAUAACAAUGAAAAACUACGACGAUGUUUUUUUAUUUAGAGAUCGUUUUGAUGGCUAUGUGUUUGUAGACUCCAAAGGUGCUGAAUACCCAGCUAUUGUUGAAUUUGCGCCUUUCCAGGGACAAGUUAAGAAUAAAUCACGCCGCGUGGACAAUAAAGUAAACACUAUUGAACAAGAGUCCCACUAUCAGCAAUUCUUGACCAAGCUCGAGGAAGAUAGGGAAGCUGCUAAAGGUGGAGAAUGUAAACUAGAAUUCAGUUUGGAUCGGAAGAAAGAGGAAAAAAUUACUUCAACGCCGUUGUUACAGUAUUUAGCUAAUAAAAAGGAGAAGCGGCGCGAAGAGGCCAAAAAACGGCAAGAGGAAAAACGUCGUUUACGUGAAGAAGAUAAGGAGAAACGAAAACAGGCACAGCCGCAGGUUACGAAAAUAAUUUCCAAUCAAGAAGGUGGUGGCGGAGGUGGAAAAGGUAGUAACAAGUCGGGAGGUGGUAAGGAAAAUAUUGCGGGCGAAAAAAAUAACCAACAACAGCCGGCGGAGGAGGGUAAAAGCUCACGUUCCCAGCGACGGGCUGAGCGCAAUCAACGGAGGCGUGAAGAAUUUGAACGCAAACGCCAAGAGCGAGAACAACGAGACAAAGGCACUGAAGGCAAAACAAAAAUGGAGAACGAAGGUGAGCCGAAUGCUGUCGGCGAGAAGAAAGUAAAAGAGCAACCACAGCAGGCAAAUAAGCCCGAUGAUGGAAAACAAAAUCAGCGUAAAGAGGGCGGAAAGCGUUACAGUGAACGUCGGGAACGCGAGAGAAACCGGAACCGCAAAGAUAAAGAAAAGGAGAAAGAAAAAUCAAAGGAUGUGAUAGUGGAAAAAGAACCAAUCAAAACUGAAGGCUCAGCUUCAGAAGCCAUUAAGGCCGCAGCAGCAGCUGCUGUUGGUGGAGAAGCGAUCGUCAGUGAGUCUGUAAUGAAUUUCAUACGAAGUGUGGCCACCGCCAAAGAGUUCGUUCCUAUGCACAAACAACAAGAAAGGGAAGGUCUACAAAAUAAGUCGUCUGAUGAAGCUAUGCCCCAAAUAAACGAUGAAAAAGAUGUUGAGAGCAAACCCUUGCCAGACGAGCAAAAGAAAAGUGAUUCCGCGAUCGAAGAGGACGCACACACACAAAAACAACGUGCUGCAGAAGAGCAACGUCGCAUUAGGAAUAAGGAUCGACCCUCGAUUGCUAUCUAUCAACCAAAAGCGCGAUUGCGUAUAUCUGAGGAGCGCGAUCCCAGUGCUUCGCAACUGCAGAGCAGUAGUAAAAGCGACACACGCAGCAAUCCUACUUCAGAUUGCGAAAGUGUAAAAAAGGAAGAAACGCAAAGGAAAAAAGUUUCUCGAUAUUCCGAGCGUCGCGCAGAGCGACGCAAUAACAAAGAUAAACAGAAACUUUCUGUAGAUCCCAUGGAAUCGGAAGUAAAAAAAGAUGCUGUUGAAGAGCCGAAGCUCGAUGUAGAUGAAAGUGUGUCACAUUUAAAUAUUAGUAAUCGAGAUGAACAGCAGUCUGACAAAGGAGCUGAAUUAUAAAUCAACCGAGAAUUUGUGAAUAAAAUUAUUAAUGCAUUAAUUCA